Molecule: messenger RNA, 2007 nt
Organism: Theobroma cacao (cacao)
Lineage: Eukaryota; Viridiplantae; Streptophyta; Magnoliopsida; Malvales; Malvaceae
Gene: CLT1
Product: CRT (chloroquine-resistance transporter)-like transporter 1
Source: RefSeq, a predicted model, not a curated record
AUCUAAGUUUCCAUUUACAUGAAACAAGUUAGUACGGUAACAAAAUAAAGGGACAAAACACUAAAGUACAGGUAAAUAGUAAAAGAAUUGCAGAAGAGAACUUCGAUUUGACAACAAUAUGACAUUUCAUGUCAGUCUUCGUAGUUUAUAUAAUACCAUUUCCCUCUCUCUCUCUCAAACGCCUCUUCAAAGUUCACCAAAUUGAUUAAUCUCUCUGAAGUCUCCUUCGUUCUCUUGUGAAUUUUUUUUCCCCAUAGUCAUUCUUUUUUUCACAUUUAAUUUCUUUAUUUCAAAUCAAAUCAGUCGACAUGACGUCAUGUUACCACCGCUUAACGGCCGGUCAAACGUUGCCCAACAUUCCGGUUCAACCGCCGAAGAUAAAACCAACGGCAUCCAACAUUCCCCUCAUCCCUCCUCGGCCCUGCAUGAAUCAGCGGCCGGUUAGAAUCGUCCUGCGUUUGAGAAAGUGUUGGAGAGUGGAGGCGGUGGGGCCGGUAGGAAGAUCGGAAAGUGGAGAUGGCGCGAAGAAGGCGGGACCCGGAGCAGGGCCAGGGCCAGGGCCGUGCUCGUAUUUGGUGGGGAAUCAAAGGGUGGGAGAUCGGACGGUGGAGACUGGGAGGAGAGAGAGGAACCGGGCGGUGGAGGUGGUGGUUGCAGCGGGGGUAACGGUGGUGUUAGGAGUGGGGAACCGGGUGCUGUAUAAGCUGGCUUUGGUUCCUCUCAAGCAUUACCCCUUCUUUCUGGCUCAGCUCGCCACAUUCGGGUAUGUACUUGUAUACUUUUCCAUAUUGUAUCUCCGAUAUCAUGCCGGUAUAGUUACAGAUGAGAUGCUUUCCAUGCCAAAAGCUCCAUUUCUUGCUGUUGGCCUUUUGGAGGCUCUUGCUGCUGCGACUGGAAUGGCAGCUGGAGCAAUUCUAUCUGGGGCAUCUAUUCCAAUUUUGUCUCAGACAUUUCUUGUGUGGCAAAUUCUCCUGUCCAUUAUUUUUCUUGGGAGGAGAUAUAGAGUAAAUCAACUAGUUGGAUGCUUUCUUGUAGCUGUUGGUGUAAUUAUAACUGUAGCAAGUGGAUCUGGCAGUGGUUUUUCAUUGAAGGAAGCUGGCAUAUUUUGGAGUCUAUUGAUGAUAGUUUCUUUUUUGUUGCAAGCAGCUGAUACUGUGCUGAAGGAGGUAAUCUUUUUAAACGCUGCAGAGCGAUUAGAAUGUGGUUCUGUAGAUCUAUUUGUUGUAAAUUCCUAUGGAUCUGCAUUUCAAGCAUUGUUCAUUUGCCUACUUCUACCCUUUUUAUCGAAACUUUGGGGCAUUCCAUUUAGUCAGCUUCCAAACUAUCUUAAAGAUGGUGCAGCUUGCUUCUUGAACAUUAGUGGUACCAUAUCAAGUGGAUGUGAUGGUGCACCACUACUGCCAUUGCUGUUUGUUAUUGUCAACAUGGGUUUUAACAUAUCAUUGCUGCAUCUCCUAAAGAUAUCAUCAGCUGUGGUUUCUUCACUUGCAUCUACUUUUUCAGUGCCUAUUUCAGUCUAUGUGUUCACGCUCCCGCUACCCUAUCUCGGUGUUGCAUCCUCGCUUCCAACUGGUUUUGUUGCAGGAGCAGUCGUUCUUGUUCUGGGGUUGCUAGUCUAUGCUUGGUCACCAUCUGGUUCCUCCAGUGCCUUGGCAUAACCUUCCAGCUAGAAUGUUAUAAUCAACUGCUGAUCGGCAUUAAUCAUCAUUAUUGCCAGAGCAAGCCAGGCCCUCCCCAACUGUCAGGAAUACAGUCAAAGGAGGAAGGAGAAAGUUGCUUUUGUAUGAUUAAUCUUCUUUCCCAAGUGUGCAUCAUGAUCCCUCUGUAUGCAAGUGGAGGUGAAAAAGAGGAAGCGAAAGGGUAAAUGAUUGUUGGGGAGAGAUAGAUAAGAGACAUCCUGGAUUCUAGUGAUUAGAGAAAAAUAGGAAAUCCAAGUGUAUUAAUUUAAAUAACAGAAUGAUAGUAUGAUUGUCAUCCGAAUAAAGGAGAAUGAUAGCAUUAUUGCUA